AUGAUAUGUAGUGUUCGAAUCAGAUUAGCUACCAAGAUUCGUGAUGAAUAUAGAGAUUGUCAAACACUUCCUUCUGCAGUUUUAGAUCAACAAAACACGCUUACUGGUCCUUCUAGACCUACUCCAACACCCGCUACCUCAUCAACCAAACCUUUACUCCAAAUCGAAGCCAAUGGACAUUCUCAAUCUACUUCAUUAAUUUCAAGACCUUCAAACUCAAACUCAACAUCAAACCAACCCCAUGCAGCUCAUAAACAAACCACACUUUUGUCAAAAUCUUUAAUCGUUCGUAAAGAAGCAAGAUCCAUCAAACCUGAUUUCCAUCCACAAUGGAAACUCCAUCGAGUGAUCUCAGGUCAUCUAGGAUGGGUCAGAUCAGCUACCACCGAGCCUGGUAACCAAUGGUUUGCAACGGGUGCAGGUGAUCGGAUCAUUAAGAUUUGGGAUACAGCUAGUUGUAAUUUAAAGUUAUCGCUUACGGGACAUAUUUCUACGGUCAGAGGUUUGGCCGUUUCUAAUAGGCAUCCGUAUUUGUUUAGUUGUGGUGAGGAUAAGAUGGUCAAGUGUUGGGAUUUGGAACAGAAUAAAGUUAUUCGUCAUUAUCAUGGUCAUCUUAGUGGAGUUUAUUCUCUAAGUCUUCAUCCUACUUUAGAUGUCCUUGUGACCGCUGGAAGAGACGCGUCAGCAAGAGUUUGGGAUAUGAGGACGAAAGCUCAAGUGUUUGUGCUUUCGGGACAUACGGCUACGAUUGCAGAUGUGAAGUGUCAAGAGAGUGAUCCACAAGUGAUCACCGGAUCGAUGGAUUCUACUAUCCGACUUUGGGAUCUUGCAGCUGGUCGAACGAUGGCUCAACUUACUCAUCAUCAUAAAUCGGUUAGAGCUCUAACGAUCCAUCCUACGGAGUAUUCGUUUGCGUCGGGUUCGUCUGGUGGAAAUAAUAUUAAGAAAUGGAAGUGUCCGGAAGGAUCGUUUGUGCAUAACUUUUCAGGACAUGAUGCGAUCAUCAAUACAGUUGCAGUGAAUGAAGAUGGCGUGAUGUUUUCAGGUGCUGAUAAUGGAUCGAUGACAUGGUGGGAUUAUAAAACUGGUCUACCGUUUCAAACUAUGAGUGAUAUACCACAACCCGGUUCAUUAGAUGCAGAAGCUGGAAUCUUUUGUAGUACGUUUGAUGUCACGGGGACUCGAUUGAUUACAGGUUGUGCAGAUAAAACGAUCAAGAUUUAUAAAGAAGUGUCGUAA
Melampsora larici-populina 98AG31 is the source of this 1239-nucleotide messenger RNA. RefSeq lists its product as uncharacterized. Gene Ontology annotation, cellular component: precatalytic spliceosome; Prp19 complex; catalytic step 2 spliceosome. Gene Ontology annotation, molecular function: protein binding. The coding region runs from base 1 to 1239 and encodes 412 amino acids. Gene Ontology annotation, biological process: mRNA splicing, via spliceosome. The transcript is spliced from 5 exons. The record is from RefSeq and is a predicted model, not a curated record. Lineage: Eukaryota; Fungi; Basidiomycota; Pucciniomycetes; Pucciniales; Melampsoraceae.